Molecule: messenger RNA, 4169 nt
Organism: Lingula anatina
Lineage: Eukaryota; Metazoa; Brachiopoda; Lingulata; Lingulida; Lingulidae
Product: dymeclin
Biological process (GO): Golgi organization
Cellular component (GO): Golgi apparatus
Source: RefSeq, a predicted model, not a curated record
UCGGAAGCACCCGAAUUCGACGGAAGUGAACGUGGAUGCAACCAUGAUAGAAAUGUUGCAGAGGAUGUAAAUAUUGAAGGAAUUCUCCUGAUAUAUUUUGUGCACAAACUUCAGGUGCAAUCACACAAAAUUUUGUGACACAUAGGUUAAAAGUGGCAACAUGGGAGCCAACAGCAGUAGUAUCAGUGAGCUGUCCAGUAAUACCUACCUGGCCAAGCUGUGUGGCACAGACCCAGUCUCCAAGAAUGAUCCUUUCUGGAAUCAGCUUCUGUCAUUCACAUUGCAGAUUCCUCACAACAGUUCAGACAACAGGCUAUUAGAAGAGUCUAUAUCAGGCAUAUGCAAGAACCUGGCCAUCAACAACUUUCAGUCUGGUAACUUCGGAGCCUUGGUCAGGGUCUUCUUAAUUAGGGCAGCAGAACUGAAAGCAUCUACACAGUGUGAUGACAACCUAUUUAUCUGGCAGACAUACAAUGCCCUGUUUAUUGUAAGGAACAUUUGCAAGUAUUUUGUGGAGAAUUUAUCAGAGGAACUUCUGUUGGAACAGUUUAAGGCUCAGCCCACAGGGGAAGUUGAAGAUGCAGAGGAAGACCUUUGCCAGGAUUUCUUAAGUGCUCUGAUAGAGCUGAUAGUUGAUGUCACAGUGGUAAGUUAUACAUAUGCCCUGCACCUGGAGGCUCUGAACUGUCUGCUAAUCCUGCUGUCUAUCCAGAUGUUCCAGCCACAGCCAGCUGGUGAGACUAUGCUUUAUAGAUAUAUUAUGCAUGGAAAGUGCUCUAUCCAUGCAUGCAUGUUGAUGAAGAGCCUCCUUCAUAACUUUGUGGCACAAGAAAAGUGUCCGGCUUCCUUAAUAAAGAACCACUCUGGAGGGUUGUCUGGGCUUACCUCAGCCAUGGCAUCUGGCCUGUGGACAGUGAUGACACUAGGACUGGCCACUGGUCAGAAGACACAGGAGAAUGAAGUGGACAGGAACCUGUUGGCCCAGCAGAGUAUCUUGCUGACCCUUGUCCUUGUCAACCACUGUACAAAUGACCGUGAGGUGAACAAUCCUUACAGACAGGCACUUUGCUCUUUUAUGGACUCGCAUGGUGAGGCUGGCGCCCCCACAGAGGCCUUGGCCACAUUCAGAAUGGACUUCCCCAAGCUCUACAAGGCACUGUGCCAAAACAUGAGAGACGACCAAACCACGCUGCUACUCUAUCUGCUCAUACAUAGGAAUAUCAACUUCAAAACCUUUGUGCUUUCUAGGACAAAUUUAGACCAAGUGGUUAUGCCAAUAUUAAAAAUCUUGUACCAUGCAGAGGACAAAAAUUCUCAUCACAUUUACAUGGCUUUAAUUAUUCUGCUAAUCUUGAGUGAAGAUGAGUCUUUUAAUAAAGCCGUACAUGAAUUAACAAUAACAAAUAUAGCAUGGUUCAAAGAAAGGACAAUAUCAGAGAUCUCUCUUGGUGGUUUACUGGUGCUAGUUGUAAUCAGGACAAUACAGUACAAUAUGACCAAAAUGAGGGACAAGUACCUACACACCAACUGUCUGGCAGCUCUAGCCAAUAUGUCUGCUCAGUUUGACAACCUUCAUCCAUAUGUAACACAGAGGUUGAUAAGUUUGUUUGCCCUGUUAGUGAAGAAGCAUAAUCGUCUAGUUCAGCAACUGAAGAAUGCCUGCUUGGAGGACGGCCAGGCAGAGAGUGGCUCCGAAGCUGAUACUGAGCCUGACUAUGGCCAGGACUUGAGCGUAUUAGAAGAAGUCAUCCGUAUGGUCCUCGAGAUUAUUAACUCGUGUCUGACUCAUGCCCUCCACCACAACCCCAACCUUAUCUACACUCUGCUCUACAACAAAGAGGUGUUCUCUCAGUUCAGAACACACCCAACUUUCCAGGAUAUCAUACAGAAUGUAGACACAGUUCUAGGUUACUUUACUGCACAGUUGGAGAAACCAGACAGGAAUCUCUCUGUUCAUGAAGUGUUAGACAUAAUCAAAAUGGGGGCAAGACAGUUUAAAAGAGAAAGGUUAAAGAAAUUCCCAGAGCUUAAGUUCAAAUAUGUGGAAGAGGAUCAACCCGAGGAGUUCUUCAUCCCUUAUGUGUGGUCAUUGGUCUACCACUCCUCCAACUUGUACUUUAAUGCAUCACGGAUACAGCUGUUCUCUUUAGGAACAACCCAGGGUUAACAACACUGAUGCCUGCUCACAAACACACACAAACACACACGCUGCAAGAGACUAGUGGACUGUGAGGGUACUGGGGUAUAGCCUGCAUAGCACAAUGUGUGCAUGUAGACAUGAUGAGAAUAACAAAUGUAUGUGAGUGCAAAUCACAUACUUAGGUAAUGGGUCAAGGUGAAAUGGUGACUCAACACUAGAUAUGAUUGCAAAGUGUGAAUAGACUUGUGUGGGGAGUUCCAAUGUAACAGUCAGGAAUGAAGUCAUGACUCACUAGAUUAAGACCAGCUUGCAGUCCUCGCUCUGUUGACCUCGCUUAAAAGUGCACUGGUCAAGGACACAAUUGGGAAAUGGUCUGUUCUUACUGUGGCAACCUUGCCGUAAGUUGGUUAGGGUCAGUGACUGGACACAAGUAUGAGGUGGGCAGCUGCUGGAAAGUGGGCAAGUGUCCCUGAAAAUUGUGCUGUAAGUCGAUGCACUGGUCAAGGACUGGGCACCAGGGUGCAGUGGGUGCUAUUAAUCUGGACAUUAAUUAUAGUCCCCAUUCCCAUGGGUCUUAUUUGGUUGACUUAAGUAUGGAUUGAAGGCAGCUUAAAAGAUAUAAAAUUUGUGGGCAGUUAUGCUAUGAAAUAUGUAUAUAGUUAACUCAUCCAAAGGUUCAAAUCCAAAGUUUUAUUUUUUGUGCAUUGGGAUUUUUUUCAUGCUUAAGUUUUUCUUGAUCGGAGGUUAUUGAUUCUGUACCAUAAAGGAAGUGGUAUCAAAGUGCUGCUUGCUUGGGUAACUAAUAAUGUUGGAUAUUAUUGACAAUACAUGACACUGAUUCUCUUUAUUGAGAUUUCAACCAUGUAGGGAAUUUAUAACCAUAAUGACUUGGCACACCUCAGUCACAGCGAGUGUCGGGAGGAUGCAUUAUGUAUUUUAUAUGCUAGAUAUAUAUGGUCAAGUGAACUUGUAAUUAUGAAUAUUAAAGAAUCUAUCUGGAAUUAUAAGCAUCUGGGAAUUAGCAAGCCAUUAAAAUGUGGGGAAAUGUGUGACUUCUUCAACUGUAGUGUGUAUAGUCUUGGUGUAAGUAAUGCACUGAUGCAGUAUCCAGCUUGUGUGCUGACAACACCAACAUCAACAUCUCUGUUAACAGAUCUUGUUCAGCUGGGCAUGAGGCACAGCUAGCAAAUGCUUUGUUUAAAUAUUUACGAAAACAUUUUCUAACAAAAACAUACCUGUAAACUGUCCACUAACUGUUUAUAUAGUAUUAUACUUAACUGAGGUAACAUAAUUAUAAAAAAGGGCUGCCCAUGCAUAAGGCUGGCAGUAUUUGCUAAUUUUAUUCACAUAUAACUAUAUCUCAGUAGAGAUACAACAGUGAUAAAAUAUUGCUUAAAGGAGGGAGAAACCAGAAAUUUCACAUUAUAUCCUAGAGGAAAAAACUCUUGAUCUCUUUUCUAGAGAUAUGUUAAAAUUUAUUGCCCGGCCCAUAAACUGUACAAAAUAUUCUAAAUGUUAUAUUCAAAUAAAAAAUGCAUUUGCAAACUACCCGCCUCAAUAUGCAAAAAAUGAAGCAACAUUAUUACAUUGUAGGCCCUCCACAUACCUAGACAGCCGUAAUGCAAUGGUUUUUUCAAAAAAAAAAUCGCAAGGAGAUUGUCUGUUAUUGGAAUUAUAUUUAAAAUUAAACCGGGAUUGGUUUGAAAUAGCAUGUGUGUGGCUACUUCCUUUCAUAAUUCUUGACUUCUUUUUGUGCAGAAACAGUUUUGACCAUGUAUGGAUAUAAAGCUUUUUAAAAGGUGUAGAAAGUUGGUGGUUUUCAGUAUCUACUAAAUUUGUACAUAAUAAUAUGUAAAUUGGUUAAUUUUUUUAAGGAUAUGUGCUGUUUAAGUCAUUUUGUUUUUGAUUUGGUUCUUUUAUUUUAAGUACACUUAGCUUCAAAUACCUGUUUACUGUGAUAAUUGUAUAUCAUGGGCUGUAUAUCUUGUGGCUGUACAUAGAAAAAGGUGGCAAAUAAAUGUUUUCAUAU